Molecule: messenger RNA, 3118 nt
Organism: Tachyglossus aculeatus (Australian echidna)
Lineage: Eukaryota; Metazoa; Chordata; Mammalia; Monotremata; Tachyglossidae
Gene: C1GALT1
Product: core 1 synthase, glycoprotein-N-acetylgalactosamine 3-beta-galactosyltransferase 1
Exons: 4
Coding region: 128-1225 (365 amino acids)
Cellular component (GO): membrane
Molecular function (GO): N-acetylgalactosaminide beta-1,3-galactosyltransferase activity
Source: RefSeq, a predicted model, not a curated record
CGCGCCCCCUGGCGGCCCCGCCCCUCGGCCGGCCUCCGCCUCCUCCUCCUCCUCCUCCUCCGGGAAGGCCUCCGCCCUGCAGCCCCCGGAGACGACGGACAGAGCCCGGCGCCCGCCGUGGGGCCCGAUGGCCGCCAAGUCGGUGCUGAGCCUGGUGACGUUCACGUGCGGGUCGGCGGUGGGCUUCGUCCUGUGCUCCCUGCUGCUGAGCGUCGUGCUGGAGGACCGCCUCCGCGGCCAGCCCCGCGUCCUGCACAACGAUCCCCACGGCCGCCACGCCGACGACCAGCAACCCGGGGCCGGCCCCCUCCUCGCCCAGAUGGACUUCGACGCCGACGCCGCGCAGCACAGAGAUGAGGACACGGCCGUGGCGUCCGCCCUGUACGAGAAGGUGAAGGUGCUGUGCUGGGUGAUGACGGGCCCGCAGAACCUGGAGAAGAAAGCCAAGCACGUCAAGGCCACGUGGGCCCGCCGCUGCAACCGGGUGCUGUUCAUGAGCUCGGAGGCGGACGCGGACUUCCCGGCCGUGGGCCUGGAGACCAAAGAGGGCCGCGACCAGCUGUACUGGAAGACCAUCCGCGCCUUCCAGUACGUCCACGACCGCCACUUGACCCAGGCGGACUGGUUCCUCAAGGCGGACGACGACACGUACGUGGUGCUGGACAACCUGCGGCGGCUGCUGGCCCGCCACGACCCCGAGCGGCCCCUCUACUUCGGCCGCCGGUUCAAGCCGUACGUGAAGCAGGGCUACAUGAGCGGCGGGGCCGGCUACGUGCUGAGCCGCGAGGCCCUGCGGCGCUUCGUGGGCGCCUUCCGCACCAACAAGUGCUCCCACAGCUCCUCCAUCGAGGACCUGGCGCUGGGCAAGUGCCUGGAGGCCCUGGACGUGCGGGCCGGCGACUCGCGCGACGGCAGCGGCAAGGAGACCUUCCACCCCUUCGUGCCCGAGCAUCACCUCAUCAGAGGCUACCUGCCCAAGACCUUCUGGUACUGGAACUAUAACUAUUACCCGGCCGUCGAGGGUCCCGGGUGCUGUUCGGAUCUCGCCAUCUCAUUCCACUACGUGGACCCCACCACUAUGUACCAGCUGGAAUAUCUGACCUACCACCUCCGUCCGUACGGCUACAGGUACAGGUACCAGCCCGAGGCCCCCGAGCCCCCCGAGAGGCAGACCAGCCAAGCCAACGGCCACGAAGCUUCCAAGACGAGCGUCGGCAGCCCCUGACCACCCCCCCCCCCGAACCCCGACCCCCGAGACGCCCACGGAGGGACGGGAAGGGUGGGAUCGGCCCACGCGUUCCCGACCGUCAGCGGCUGCGAGAAGGAAGCUGGGAUUUGAGCUGUGAAAUGUGUGCGUGCUGUGUGUGUGUGUCGGGUGCGUAUGUGGUGUGUGCGUGUGCAGGUGAUGGUAAUAUAUAUACUUAUAUGUAUAUAUAUAUAUAUACACACGCACAUGAAGAAUUUGUAUUUGAAAAACUCAGCCGGGCCGGGGGUUGGUGGGCGGGCGGGAUAAAGGCUGAGAGACCCCGACCGACCCCGGCACCGCACCGCGAGGCGGACGGCGGGAUCGGGCUGGGAUCUCGGGGGGCCGAGGGGGUGCCCCCCCAAGAAGGAUUGGCAGUUCCGAGCCGGACCCGCCGCCCCGAGGACGCUCCGGCGUCCCUUCCCUCCGAAUCUGGGUUCGGAUCUGAGAUGCGGCCCCGGGAGGGGGGGAAGGUGAUUUUUCCCAACUUCCGCUCUCCUCGUCCGGGAACGGAAACCCCAUCGGGAAGGGGUCUCGACACCGGCGGGGAGGGGAGGUCUCUCCCUGAGCGGUGAUUUUGCCAAACUGGAAGUGGGGGGCGUGGGAUUGAGCCCCCAGCUCACCCAGGAGGCGGUUGACCUGUGGUUCCAACAAAAAGGCCCCUUCUCCUCCCCCUCAAACACACGCACGCACACUCCCUGACAUGUUGGAGAGGUGUCUUCCCGUCUUUAGCCGGCUGCACUUUAUCCCCCAUCCCCAAGUGACUCCGGAUCUCUGUCUCCAGUCAGGGUUUUACCGCUCUUUGCGGGCGGUUUUUUCCUCCACUGUGCCAAGGAGUUUACUAGUGUUUACGGACCCGAGUUAUUCGGCGGGGCUGUGGAUCGUUGGUUACCUCUGCGGAGUUCUGUGGGAAUCGAGGCCGGGGGCGUGGGGGACCCACCCCGGGGGUCGUGUAGAAGAGGUCCACUCCCAGGGGUUUCAGAGUCGGCUUCGGGCCGAGGAAAACGGCAGGGUGGGGGCCGAACUGGAACGUCCACCUGAGGACCGGUGGGCAGGACGGGAGCCUUCCGGGAGCGAAAACCCAUCCCCGUGUGGUUUAGAGAGCGAGCACGAGUCCCAGACAGGAAGAAUGUGGAGGGAGAGGGAGGAGGAGGGAGAUGGAGAGACCCCUCCACCGGAUGGGUGAGCCGGGAGCCCCGAUCUUCCAGACGGAGAGUGUCCCCGCAAGCCCAGAGCGCAACUUCCUUCAUGGACCCGGCAACCGUCCGGUCCGUCGUCCGGCGACGACCCGGUCCGCCCUUGAAAGGCGCGCCGACCCUCAGGUGGGAGCCCCGCCGCUUUCGAUCGGUAGGCGCGCGACCCUGGUGGCGGUCCCCGGGGAGAAAGGGAGCGCCCCGAGUCUCACCCGAGUGGUCGUCGAAGGUGGUCGGCUGGUCCUUCCCUAGCAGACCUCAGGAGCUCACACGUUUCAACCGUUUCGUCACAAGAACCUGGCUAGACGUCAAGGGAGCGGGCCCCGCUUCCUAAGGUGAGAGGUAUUAAAUGCCGACCACGUGCCCAACUCCGCGCCCAAAGCUGGGGUGGAGGCAGCGUCUUCAGAGCGGACAGAGUCCCCGGCCCGCUGAGACGGGGAGAAGUGGCUUCAGCCCCACCUUGCUGAAGGGGGAGCGGAGGCCCGGCACGAAGAAGCGACUCACCUGAGGUGGCCUGGCAGAGCCAGGACUAGAACCCGAGUCUCGAGGAACAGCCGAGCCGGACUAGGCCGUUUUGGGGCCGGCCAGCUACUCCCAGGACCAUAGGUUCGUUUUCAAGUCCAGGGCUUCCUCUUCUCACGCGGAGGAACGUCGGCCGUCGAGCUCGCCGGCCCCCGGGAAC